CUACUGAUCUCUGGUGAAUACGAACGCGUAGCUUGGCGAGCAGAGGUUCUCCGCUACUCACCGCUGGUUCCCAAAGCAAUCCUUAGAACGAGAUCGAGAACUAUAGUACUUCUGAAAAACUAUUGAAAAACUCUAUUGUUGAAACAUUUUUAAGAUCUCAUCUCUGGCCACGGGUAUAGCAUUUCCCUCAAAACAGUAAAUGUAGUACAUACAUAUAUAUAAAGAAGACGCUGUAAAGGGGUUAUGUGUCAACUAGGUGGCAGUGUACGCUGAUGUGGAAUAGUAGUAGGUAGCAGUGGAACGUUGAAUACAGCUGAGUCGAGCCAAGUGCGGUUAAGUACGGUGUACUGGCCAAUGUCGAUUGUACUUGUUUGCUAUCGUAGCAUAUUAGUAUGGCUGAAUAGUCAGUAUUGCUAAUGAGAUAGUACUGUACGGUACAGAGACCUGCUUAGUCACGUCCAGUGUUCACUGUAAAUAUGUUUGAAAUCACAGACACGCAAAAAAUUGGCGUUGGUCUCGCUGGUUUUGGAAUAUCCUUUCUCUUUCUUGGGGUCUUGCUCCUUUUUGACAAAGGUCUCCUAGCGAUCGGCAACCUCCUCUUCAUAUCUGGAUUGGGAUGUGUGAUUGGACCAAGAAGGACUCUUAGCUUUUUCUUUCAGAGACACAAAUUGAAAGCCAGCAUUUCCUUCUUUGGAGGCGUUAUUGUAGUGCUGAUGGGCUGGCCAAUUGUUGGCAUGAUUGUCGAAACUUAUGGAUUUGUUUUACUUUUCAGUGGAUUCUUACCAGUGGCAAUAAAUUUUCUGCGAAGGGUACCAGUCUUGGGCACGUUGCUAAAUAUGCCAGGUCUGAGCAGGAUUCUUGACAUGCUGGCAGGUGAUUCGAACAGAACUACAGUAUGAGCUAAACAAAAACACUUUUUUGUUAUAAGCAAAUUGAUUAUUGUAUAUACGAGUCACGCAACAGCAGCUAUUGCCACUUCGCAUUACCAAUCCUCCUGAUCAUUCCACCAAUGAUACUUUUAACUCAUUUUUGUAAACAAAUAUAUGCAAGAAAAAUGCACUUUAUGAAUCAUUAUGAAAUCCAAAAACCAUCAUAUUUAUAGUCAGAAACAUACCAGGUUUUUUUUUUAAUUAUCUCUUUUACCUGUUAAAUUUCCAUUUUCCAAUCUAUCUUGUACUUACAGUCUCUCAACUUGCACUGUACUCAUAAGGAAUAAAAAAAUCUCAUUCAAUUUUA
Cephus cinctus (wheat stem sawfly) is the source of this 1236-nucleotide messenger RNA. Its product is annotated as vesicle transport protein GOT1B. Lineage: Eukaryota; Metazoa; Arthropoda; Insecta; Hymenoptera; Cephidae. The transcript has 4 exons. Gene Ontology annotation, biological process: endoplasmic reticulum to Golgi vesicle-mediated transport; retrograde transport, endosome to Golgi. The record is from RefSeq and is a predicted model, not a curated record. Gene Ontology annotation, cellular component: membrane; endoplasmic reticulum. Bases 477 to 899 code for a protein of 140 amino acids.